Molecule: messenger RNA, 993 nt
Organism: Podospora anserina S mat+
Lineage: Eukaryota; Fungi; Ascomycota; Sordariomycetes; Sordariales; Podosporaceae
Exons: 2
Source: RefSeq, a predicted model, not a curated record
GAGCCGCAUACGGCCGAGCAGAGCCAAGCUCCGCAUCCUUAUGAUACGCACCACCAUCGCGGCUCGCUUCAGCACGCCGGGCCGCCGCCCCUCCAUGAGCCGCCUCCCCAUCAAUCCCACCACGGCCUGCCACAGCAUUAUCCUGCCACUCACCAACAUCACCCUCACCCUCACCCUCACCCAAUUCUCACAGACCCAUCGCACCUGGGCGGCCAUCCGGGGGCGCGACAUCUCGGCCACCCUGCCCAUCCAGGGCCAUCGCAUUACGGCGCCGGCCCCUCUCCCCACAACGUCGUGCCCCCCCUCUACCCAUCUCUAACCCCGACCCAUGGGUCUACUGCCGGCGUGAAGCGUCAACGGCCUGAUGAUCUCGAUCUUUCGGUUCCCGGUAUAUCGGAACUUGAACAGAACGAGCUGGAUUCAAUGCAGCAAACGCCCCUAGGCGCUGCCUAUGCCCAAGCAACGGGAGUCCCGCCAGCACAUCACCACCACCGGCUGCCAGACACAGGACCUCCGAACAAGUUGAUGCGACGUGAUGGGGAGAGCAGCAUAGGAGCCGGAGCUCCGAGCGUGGUUGGGCAAGCUGGGAUGCCAGCCCCAGCUCCCAGACCGAGGGGGCCUAAGCUGAAGUUUACGCCAGAGGAUGAUCAGCUCUUGAUUGACUUGAAGGAGAACAAGAGCUUAACGUGGAAACAAAUUGCGGACUUCUUCCCUGGUCGGUCAAGCGGGACAUUGCAAGUGCGUUACUGCACCAAACUCAAGGCGAAGACAACACAGUGGACGGAUGAAACGAUUACGAAAACGAAAAGUGGCGUAUCGUUGCCAACAAAGUCGGCACCGGAUUCACACCAGCUGCAUGCCGCGAGAGGGCAGCACAGCUAUCAGGCGAAGACUUAUAGCAAUCAGCGUCUCCACCAGGAGCUCCGGCACCUGAGGGGGACACCACCGUUUACCCGUCACAACUCCAGUGACUGCAUCCAGUACGACCCGUAG